Psilocybe cubensis is the source of this 1728-nucleotide messenger RNA. RefSeq lists its product as uncharacterized. Lineage: Eukaryota; Fungi; Basidiomycota; Agaricomycetes; Agaricales; Agrocybaceae. Bases 1 to 1728 code for a protein of 575 amino acids. Gene Ontology annotation, molecular function: iron-sulfur cluster binding; FAD binding. The record is from RefSeq and is a predicted model, not a curated record. The transcript has 9 exons.
AUGGCACACGAACAACCACCCAAAGUUUUGAUAGUUGGAGGAGGCCCCUCUGGGUUGAUUCUUGCCCUUUCUCUUCUUCAAAAUGGUGUCCCAGUUAGGAUUAUCGAGAAAAGUUCGAAACCCAGGCUUGGUCAAAGGGGAGCAGGAAUUAUGCCCCGAACUCUGGAGCUUUUUUCGUAUCUUCGUAUUGUAGAUGAAGUGAUGAAACUCGGUAUCUUGACCCCCAAAGCACGAAUAUACGAAAUGCCAGGAGGAGUGAAAAUUAGACAUGAAUUCGAAAUGACGCCCCAUAGAGAUCCCACACCAGCCAACCCUUUUUUGAACCCGAUCAUGCUUGGUCAAGACAAAUUAGAAAAAAUAUUCUGGGCCGCACUUGCGAAGUAUGGAUGCUCUGUUGAACUGGGCACAGAACUUAAAUCGUUCACUCAAACGGAGAAGUGCGUGCACGUCAAGCUCGUACACGAAGCAAGGGGUGACCGGGAGGAGUUCGAAGAGAAUUCUGAGUAUGAGUGGAUGAUUGGAACGGAUGGCGCAAAAGGAGUUGUGCGGAAAAUGCUAGGUUUAUCCUUCCUGGGAGAGACCAGGGUGAUAGAAAAUUUCAUUGUGGGAGACAUUGUGGUUGAGGGCCUGUCAAACAAGUAUUGGCAUAUGUGGGGUGAGGCAUCGAAUGUCAUGAUAAGCUUACGGGGAACAGAAACCCCGAAACUAUUCAACUUUGUGGUUGGGGGGAAAAAAAUAAAUCAUACGGAGCUCUCCAACGACGUCGCUAACUUGAAGAGAUGCUUCAUGGAAAACACUGGCACUCGUCCCGACCUCAAGUUUACCGAAAUUCCAUGGAUGUCCCACUACAGACCCAACAUUCGAAUGGUUCAGAAAUUUGGAUAUGGAAGGGUGUAUGUAGCUGGAGAUGCGGGGCAUGUUCAUAGCCCAACUGGAGGCCAGGGUGUGAACACAGGUAUUCAGGAUUCUUUCAAUCUUGGAUGGAAAUUGGCACUGGUCGUCAAAGGAUUGGCCGCUCCGGCUCUGUUAGAGACUUUCUCAGAGGAACGCAUACCUGUUAUCGCCGAAAUGAUUAGCCAGACGACAAAGCUUCUCAACAAAGCAUUGAAUAACCAGGGUGGAGCACUUCAAAGCGGUGGCACCUUGUACCAACUCGGAGUUAAUUAUCGAUGGAGCUCGAUAGUGGUCGAUGAACGAAAGGCGAUAGAGCUCGACCGCGAAGCUGAGGAAGAUGCAUACUUACAGGAUUUCGAAUAUCCAUCGGAAGAAGAGGAAGCCAUUGACUCGUACGGCAAUGACCACGACGGGCAAAUACGAGCUGGGGACAGAGCACCUGAUUCUUCUAAUCUAAUAAUCCGAUCUCCAUCCAGCCUCAUCAAACAGAAAUGCCAUUUGUUCCAGAUUUUCGAUUCUUCGCGUCACACUGUUCUCAUCUUUGCGGAUCUUGUCAACUGUGCUCCAAUUCUACAGGCCUGUUCGGCCUAUCCAAAAGGUCUCAUUUGCACUGUGGUUGUCGUUGGUGCCAAGAAACCAACACCUGCAAGCGCAACCUUGGCAGACUUCGUUGUGGAAGAUCACGACGAAAAUGCGUAUGAAUCAUAUUGUCCAAGUGGUGUGUGUGGGGUGUGCAUAGUAAGACCAGAUGGUGUCCUCGGCGCGAUUGUUCAAGGGCCAGUCUGGAUGCAUCGAUAUUUCCGGGGAAUCUUUUCAGCAAAGUCAAUACGAUAA